Humulus lupulus (European hop) is the source of this 1011-nucleotide messenger RNA. Its product is annotated as protein REDUCED WALL ACETYLATION 4-like. The transcript has 8 exons. The record is from RefSeq and is a predicted model, not a curated record. Lineage: Eukaryota; Viridiplantae; Streptophyta; Magnoliopsida; Rosales; Cannabaceae. The coding region runs from base 1 to 834 and encodes 277 amino acids. Gene Ontology annotation, cellular component: Golgi apparatus. Gene Ontology annotation, biological process: xylan biosynthetic process; plant-type secondary cell wall biogenesis; xyloglucan metabolic process. Gene Ontology annotation, molecular function: acetyltransferase activity.
AUGGGACCCGAUGGUGUUUAUGUUGAAGCUAGAAAUUAUAGCCAGGCCAGAGCCCUUCGCCUGAUUGGCAGCAAGUGUUUACAGAUUGCAAGCAGGAUUACAGAGGCAAAGGGAGAGAUCUGGUGUUUAAAACAGCAGAUCGCAGGAAGAAAUAGCCAGGGAGGCAAUAAAGCAUGUAUUAAGCGAAAGCGACUUUGGAUUGAAGAAGGCGCUCAUGCUCUGGCCUAUAUCGCUCUAUCGAAGCCUCUAGUUUCUCAGGUCCUAUUUUUGAUGUAUCAUUUCUUUGCUGCAACUGAGAUAUAUAAUGUGAUCCGUGUCUUUAUUGCUGCAUAUGUUUGGAUGAUUGGAUUUGGCAACUUUUCCUACUAUUACAUCAGAAAAGAUUUUAGUCUUGCACGUUUUACUCAGGUGAAUUUUUUUUUAUUUCAUUUCCAUUUAAUGUGGUAUACCGAUCCUGCAAAGCCAGAUCUCUCUCGGCUGCAUGAGUGGCAUUUCAGAUCUGGACUUGAUCGUUAUAUAUGGAUCAUUGGAAUGAUAUAUGCAUAUUGUCAUCCAAAUGUUGAGAAGUGGAUGGAAAAAUUGGAGGAAACAGAAACCAAGAAGAGAGUUUCAAUCAAAGGGAUUGUAGUUGCUGUUUCCGUAUUUGUUGGUUAUUUAUGGUUCGAGUACAUUUACAAGCUCGACAAGGUUUCAUAUAACAAGCUCCAUCCCUACACCUCAUGGAUCCCUAUAACAUGGCUUGGAAAGGUUACUCUUGAAACCUACAUUUCUCAGUUCCACAUCUGGUUGAGGUACUUCCUACUAUAUAAAGUUUCUUCGGAGUAUACCACAUGAUCCAGUGAUGACAGAUUCGAGUUCGACUACAAAAUUUUAGAAGUGUUUUUUUUUAUUUUUUAUUUUGUGAUGUACUACUUUUAUAUAUUAGCUUAACUUUUUAGUUAAUAUUUUAGAAAUGUUUUGUAUUGCACUUAAUUACUAAUUACUAAUGUAAUGAUAUUAAUAUUUUGUGAA